AUGAGGAAGCCACGAGCAGCUGUGGGAAGUGGUCGCAGGAAGCAGGCAGCCAGACAGGAGGGAAGGAAGAAACGUGCCCUCAGCAGCAGCCAGGCCAAGCCUUCUGCCCCUGAUGCCUGUGCAGGGACAAUCGUUUGGUGUCCUGGGGCCCCAGCAGGCCUGGCCAGGCAGCAGGAAGAGGUGGUAUUGCAGGCCUCCUUCUCUCCGUACCAUCUAUUCAGAAGCACAGCUGAAGUCACAGCCUUCCGGGGGAGCUUGCUAAGCUGGUACGACCGAGAGAAGCGAGACCUACCCUGGAGAAGACAGGCGGAGGAUGAGGUGGACCUGGACAGGCGGGCGUAUGCUGUGUGGGUCUCAGAGGUCAUGCUGCAGCAGACCCAGGUUGCGACGGUGCUCAACUACUAUACCCGAUGGAUGCAGAAGUGGCCAACGCUGCAGGACCUGGCCAGUGCUUCCCUGGAGGAGGUGAACCAGCUCUGGGCUGGCCUGGGCUACUAUUCUCGAGGCCGGCGGCUACGGGAAGGAGCUCGGAAGGUGGUAGAGGAACUAGGGGGCCACAUGCCACGUACUGCAGAGACCCUGCAGCGGCUUCUGCCUGGUGUGGGGCGGUACACAGCCGGGGCCAUUGCUUCUAUUGCCUUUGGCCAGGCAACCGGUGUGGUGGAUGGGAACGUAGUACGGGUGCUGUGCCGUGUCCGAGCCAUUGGUGCUGAUCCCAGCAGCACUCUUGUCUCCCAGCAGCUCUGGAGCCUAGCCCAGCAGCUGGUGGACCCAGCCCGGCCAGGGGACUUCAACCAAGCAGCCAUGGAGUUGGGGGCCAUAGUGUGCACCCCACAGCGCCCACUCUGUAGCCAGUGCCCUGUGCAGAGCCUGUGCCGGGCAUGCCAGAGGGUGGAGCAGGAGCAGCUCUCAGCCUCACGGAGCCUGCCAGGCAGUCCUGACGUGGAGGAGUGUGUUCCCAACACUGGACAGUGCCAGCUGUGCCCACCUCCCAUAGAGCCCUGGGACCAGACCCUAGGAGUGGCCAACUUUCCCCGAAAGGCCAGCCGCAGGCCCCCCAGGGAGGAGUGCUCUGCUACCUGUGUUCUGGAGCGGUGCAGGGCCCUUGGGGGUGCCCAAAUUCUGCUGGUGCAGAGGCCCAACUCAGGUCUGCUGGCAGGACUGUGGGAGUUCCCAGCUGUGACCUCACAGUCCUCAGAGCAGCAUCAGCGUGAGGCCCUGCUGCAGGAGCUGCAGAGUUGGGCCGGGCCCCCCCCGGCCACCCACCUCCGACACCUGGGGAAGGUGGUCCACACCUUCUCUCACAUCAAGCUGACGUAUCAAGUAUAUGGUCUGGCCCUGGAAGGGCAGGCCCCUGUGACCACCACACCACCUGGCGCUCGCUGGCUGACACGGGAGGAAUUUCAUACCGCAGCCGUCUCCACCGCCAUGAAAAAGGUGUUCCGCAUGUAUGAGGGCCAGCAGCCAGGGACCUGCAAGGGUUCCAAAAGGUCCCAGUUGUCCACUCCAUCCAGCCGGAAAAAGCCAAGCCUGGGCCAGCAAGUCCUGGAUAGUUUCUUACGGCCCCACGUCCCCACUUAGUCAUUCAUCCUCAACAGUGCAGCCCAGUGGUGCCUCUGGAAGCCCCCACCCCCUGAGAAUCCUGUUGUUAAAUAAAGUGCUUAUAUUUUUA
This is a messenger RNA of Galeopterus variegatus (Sunda flying lemur), 1672 nucleotides long. RefSeq names its product mutY homolog (gene MUTYH). Gene Ontology annotation, molecular function: adenine/guanine mispair binding; 8-oxo-7,8-dihydroguanine DNA N-glycosylase activity; 4 iron, 4 sulfur cluster binding. Bases 1 to 1581 code for a protein of 526 amino acids. Gene Ontology annotation, cellular component: nucleus. Lineage: Eukaryota; Metazoa; Chordata; Mammalia; Dermoptera; Cynocephalidae. The transcript is spliced from 15 exons. Gene Ontology annotation, biological process: mismatch repair; base-excision repair. The record is from RefSeq and is a predicted model, not a curated record.